AUGAAGCUGGACACAGGGGCCAGCGUGUCGGUCAUGGCCGGGAAACUGUUCAAGCAUAUUUUCCCCCGACGUGUCCGUCCAGGCUUCGGGCGUGAUGCUGCGCAGCUACUCCGGACAGCUCUCCCAGGUCCAAGGGCAGGCCAGGUCAGCGUUUGCUUUGGUGACAGGGAGGCAACCCUUCCCCUUUAUUUAACCAAGGGGUCAUCACCGACACUGCUGGGCCGAAACUGGAUUCACGCACUGGGCAUUCAGUUGCCGGAGUACCAAGAGGCCGUCCUACAUGUGGUCAAAGACGUCCCAAGCCUUUUGACCGAUUUCAAGUCCCUGUUCCAACCGGAGGUGGGUACAUUUGCUGGCACGACGGCUAGCAUUCACAUUCCUGAGGGAGCCAGGCCUCGUUUUUUCAAGCCUCGCCCACUGCCGUUCGCCCUGAAGGACAGGGUCACCCAGGAGCUGCAACGGUUACAGCGAGAGGGCAUCCUGGUGCCCAUCAAGACGUCUGAUUGGGCCGCUCCCAUAGUUCCAGUACUCAAGCGAGAUGGGAGUGUCAGGAUCUGCGGGGAUUUCAAGGUCACCAUCAACCCCGUCGCUACCGUUGAGAAGUACCCGCUGCCCCGGAUUGAAGAUCUCUGGUCAGCGUUGUCCGGGGGACAGAAGUUCACAAAGCUCGACCUCAGAGAUGCUUACCAGCAGCUGGUGCUCCAGGAUGCCUCCCGGAAGUAUGUCACGACAUCGACAACUUUGGGGCUCUUCCAGUACACGCGCAUACCGUUUGGCGUGGCCUCAGCCCCGGCCAUUUUUCAGAGAGAGAUGGACAACCUCUUCAGAGGCAUGAGGCACGUGGCGGUGUACUUGGACGACAUCCUGGUUACUGGCACCGACAACGGAGACCACCUGCAGAACCUGCACAACGUCCUGGCUGGCCUGUCUCCAGCCCCCCGCAAAGUUGAUGCUGUGCUCAAGGCGGCAAAGCCCCAUAUCAAGAAGGAGCUUCAGAGCUACCUCGGCCUCAUCAACUUCUACAGGAGUUUCCUACCGAACCUGUCGGCGCAUCUACAGCCCCUCCAUCUUCUACUUCGAGAUGGUCAGCAGUGGACCUGGAAGGAGCAGGAAGUGGCAUUCCAGCGCAGCAAGGAGCUAAUCACCAAGGCUCCAGUGCUGGUGCACUUUGAUCCGGACAAGCCAGUCAUCCUAAAAGUAGAUGCGUCGCCGUACGGCGUGGGAGCUGUCGUGGCGCACCGGGACAAGGAUGGCCAGGAACGCCCUGUUUCGUUUGCUUCCCGUCGGCUUCUUGUUGCAGAGCAACGUUACAGCCAGCUGGAUAAGGAAGGCCUGGCCCUCAUGUUUGGGGUCGAGCGCUUUCACCAGUACCUGUGGGGCAGAGAAUUUCAGGCAAUCACAGACCAGUACCUGUGGGGCAGAGAAUUUGAGGCAAUCACGGACCACAAGCCGCUGCUGGGUCUGCUGGGGCCGGACAAGGCGGUUCCCGUGCAGGCCUCGCCUCGAGUGGUAUGCUGGGCCUUGAGGCUUGCUGCCUACAACUACCGGCUGGUCUACCGUCCGGGAAAGGACCUGGGACCUGCUAAUGCCCUUAGCCGCCUGCCCCUGCCGGAGCUGCCAGCUGCUGCUCCAGAGCCUGCUGAACUGUUCAUGCUGGAGCACGCGUACCCGGAGGUACUCUCCAGAUCUGCGGUGUCGCUGGCGACCAGCCGGGAUCCAAUCCUGUCCCAGGUGGUGAAAGCGGUGUCCCAAGGGGAGGAGUUGGUGCAGCAGGCUUACAGCCACAAGGCUGCCGAGCUGAACCUGCAGCAGGGCUGCCUACUCUGGGGUUCCAGGGUGGUGAUCCCACAAAGUCUUCGGUCCAGGGUCCUGCAGUUGCUGCACGCGGGUCAUCCUGGUGUAGAAAAGACGAAGAUGAGCUGCCAGGUCUGCCAGGAGCACCAGCGGGCCUCACGUCAUGUGGAGAUCACGCCCUGGCCACUCCCACAGAGACCCUGGUCCCGCUUGCAUGUGGAUUUUGGGGGUCCCUUCAAGGGCCACUACUUCCUGGUAGUGGUGGACGCCUUUUUGAAGUGGGUGGAGGUCCUACCUGUCACCACUCCUUCAGCAGGCGCGACCAUUGCAGCGCUGCGACAGGUCUUUGCCGCCCAGGGGUUGCCGGACGUCAUCAUGUCCGACAAUGGCCCCGCUUUCGCCAGCACAGAGUACCUGGCCUAG
Molecule: messenger RNA, 2217 nt
Organism: Dermacentor silvarum
Lineage: Eukaryota; Metazoa; Arthropoda; Arachnida; Ixodida; Ixodidae
Exons: 3
Coding region: 1-2217 (738 amino acids)
Biological process (GO): DNA integration
Molecular function (GO): nucleic acid binding
Source: RefSeq, a predicted model, not a curated record